AUGUCAAGUUCCAAGACCGAUCCGCCCUUGCGAGUCUUGACUCCAAGGCUGGCGGAAUCGCGUCCAAACAUUCCCUCGUCAGUCGACCGCAAAACAGGAUCAGCCGAGACGGUUGAUACAGUGUCUCAUGAAGGCCCACCAAGUCCCCACGGACGUGGAGCGGCCUUUUGGGUUGUCUUUGCCAGCUUAUCCCUCAUGGCUUUGCUGAGCGCAAUGGAAGGCGGCAUCAUGUCCACGGCCCUCCCAUCCAUCUCGCGAGCUGUCAAUGCCGAAGGCAACUACGUCUUGAUUGUCAACGUAUACGUUCUCGCUAGCGCGGCUGUCCAGCCUCUGUACGGCCAGGUGGCUGACCUAUGGGGCACAAGGUGGCCAAUGCUGUCUUCCAUCACCAUCUUCGCCACCGGAUCGGCAAUGUGCGGUGCCGCCAACGAUAUAGCUACUCUUAUUGGCGGGCGGACAAUUCAAGGUUUCGGCGUCGCCGGCAUCAACAUUCUCGCAGAGGUUAUCCUCUCUGAUCUUUUGCCCAUGCGCCUGCGGGAACGUGACCAGUUCAUGGGCUUCAUUUUCCUUUUUACCGUACUCGGGUCCCUGCUUGGACCAUUCCUGGGUGGGAUCAUUAUUGGUGGAGCAUCCUGGCGGUGGAUAUUUCUCCUGAACCUGCCGUUUUGUGGAUUCUGCCUUGGUCUUCUUUUCAUUUCCCUCAAGCCCGCCAAGGCCCGAAGCAACGACGAUAGGACACCGCUGCAAAAGGUCAAGAGUAUCAAGUACGACGUCGGCAUCAUCCUCCUGUGCGCAUCCGUUACGUCCGUUUUAUACGUCAUGGCAUACGGCGGCAGCGGGGCAGAAUACCCGUGGUCGCAUCCCAUUAUCAUCACGGCCUUGGUGCUCGGUCUCUUGGGUCACGUCUUAUUCAUCGCCUUCGAGGUGUCACCCUGGUGCCAUAACCCUGUGUUGCCAAUGCCCCAAAACAGAACGUCCAUCGCCGCCUAUGUGCUCGAGGUCCUGCAAACCCUGGUGUCAUGUGGCACGCUUUAUUUUCUACCACUGUAUUUCCAGUCUACACUUGCUGUUUCCCCACAAACCUCUGGAGUCCUACUUCUACCCUUUUCAAUUUCGUUUUGCAUCUCUCCCGCGUUAGGUGGUGGUCUGGCCAACAACUCGGGAAGGUUCCGAUCUUUCCAUGUUAUCAGUUUCAUCCUCAUGACCAUUACAAUGGGCAUUUUUACUUUGCUUGGCCACGACACACCCCUAAGUGCAACUGCCAUUAUUGGAAUAAUGGCCGGUAUCAGUGUGGGCCUUCCCAGCGCCUCCAUCCUGGCGGUGAUUCGGACCGCUCUGCCCAACUCGCUCGAAACAGCAAACUCCGCAUUCGCGUUGAUCAGAAGCAUCUCGACUGCCUUUGCUUUCUCGAUCCCGGCUGCAGUCUUCAACAACCGGUUUGACCAACUACUUGCUGCAUCGACUUUGGACAGCAGCGUUAGGGAAAAUCUUCAGCUCGGCAAGGCGUAUCAGCAAGCCUCGUCAGACAUGUUCAAUACCCAAGCCGAGGUAGUUGGCAUUUACGAGCUGAGCCUAAAGCUUGUCUGGCAGAUCCUCAUUGGCGUGGCUGCUGUCGGCAUUGCUGCGUCUUUGGUGGAGAAAAAUCUAGAGUUCCACCCAGAUGCGACAACGGAUGAAGAGUUUGGGUUGGAGGAGAGUAAGGGCAGGCCAUCUAAUAAAAGCGAGGUAAGAAUGUCUGGCAUGAAUACCUAG
Pyricularia oryzae 70-15 is the source of this 1752-nucleotide messenger RNA. RefSeq lists its product as uncharacterized. Gene Ontology annotation, biological process: transmembrane transport. Bases 1 to 1752 code for a protein of 583 amino acids. Gene Ontology annotation, molecular function: transmembrane transporter activity. Lineage: Eukaryota; Fungi; Ascomycota; Sordariomycetes; Magnaporthales; Pyriculariaceae. The record is from RefSeq and is a predicted model, not a curated record. The transcript is spliced from 2 exons.